This is a messenger RNA of Psylliodes chrysocephalus, 3315 nucleotides long. Lineage: Eukaryota; Metazoa; Arthropoda; Insecta; Coleoptera; Chrysomelidae. The record is from the annotation of a GenBank genome assembly.
AUAUACAUAAGGCGAGUUCGGUCAGUCAGGGGCUGGAGCGGGACAAAUUUUAGGGCCAUCUACUUAUAACUAAGGAAGAAGUAAGAUAUGAAAUGAAGAAGAAAAAAUGUCAAUGUCAAGUGAAAAUAAAAAUGUCAACACGUAGAAAGUCAACAAAUUGACACGUACUACAAAUUUGUAGGUUGAUAUCUCAAUUUUUAAACAAAAACUACCGUUCAUAAUAAAAAGGUAAAUUAUAUUAGUUUAAAUACUACCGAAAAAUAAAUCUACAAUUCUUAUUUCACCAGAAUCGCGUUCUAAUUAAAAUGACUGCCGUUGAACAGUCUUGUUAUACUUUAAUUAAUCUACCAACUGAUUCGGAGCCCUACAAUGAAAUGCAGCUCAAAAUGGACCUCGAAAAGGGCGAGGUUAAGGUAAAAAUAAGAGCACUUGAAAGGAUUAUACACAUGAUAUUAGCUGGAGAAAGAUUACCAAACGGAUUCUUAAUGACUAUUAUAAGGAAUGUCCUUCCCCUUCAGGAUCAUUUAGCUAAGAAAUUACUUCUAAUUUUUUGGGAAAUUGUACCAAAAACUUCACCUGAUGGCAAAUUAUUACAAGAAAUGAUUUUAGUGUGUGAUGCCUACAGAAAAGAUCUGCAACACCCAAACGAAUUUCUUCGAGGUUCUACUUUAAGAUUCUUAUGUAAAUUAAAAGAACCAGAACUGCUAGAACCUCUAAUGGCUAGUAUCAGAGCCUGUUUGGAUCACAGGCACAGUUAUGUGCGAAGAAAUGCAGUUUUGGCUAUUUUUACAAUUUAUAGAAAUUUUGAGUUCUUAAUUCCUGAUGCACCCGAACUUAUUUCUACUUAUUUAGAUGGUGAGCAGGAUAUGUCUUGCAAGAGAAAUGCUUUUCUGAUGCUUUUACAUGCUGAUCAAGAUAGAGCACUGUCUUAUUUGGCAAAUUGUCUAGAUCAAGUUACAUCAUUUGGAGACAUUCUGCAAUUGGUCAUUGUUGAAUUAAUCUAUAAAGUUUGCCAUUCAAAUCCCACAGAGAGGUCAAGAUUUAUCCGCUGCAUUUACAAUCUAUUAAAUUCAAGCAGUCCUGCUGUCAGAUAUGAAGCUGCUGGUACACUUGUAACACUUUCAAGUGCUCCCACAGCAGUAAAAGCAGCUGCUAGUUGUUAUAUUGAACUAAUUAUCAAGGAAAGUGAUAAUAAUGUAAAGUUGAUUGUCUUGGACAGAUUGAUUGCCCUUAAGGAACAUCCCAGCCAUGAAAGGGUUUUGCAAGAUUUGGUUAUGGAUAUAUUAAGAGUGUUGCAAGCUCCUGACUUGGAAGUUCGCAAAAAGACUUUAAACCUAGCACUUGAACUGGUAUCAUCUCGUAAUAUAGAAGAAAUGGUUUUGGUUCUUAAAAAGGAGGUAUCAAAAACCGUAGAUAGCGAGCACGAAGAUACAGGAAAAUACAGGCAGUUACUUGUUAGAACACUUCAUUCUUGUUGUAUAAAAUUCCCAGAUGUAGCUGUAACUGUCAUUCCUGUUUUAAUGGAAUUUUUGUCUGAUAGUAACGAGUUAGCUGCUACUGACGUGUUACUAUUUUUGAGAGAGGCCAUACAGAAGUUUGAUAAUCUGCAACCACUUAUUAUUGAGAAACUUCUAGAAACAUUCAAAGAUAUAAAAUCUGUUAAAGUGCAUAGAGCAGCUCUUUGGAUAUUGGGAGAAUAUGCCACUUCUGUCUCAGACAUUGAAGCUGUUAUUAAAGAAAUUAAUCAAACCUUAGGAGAAGCUCCUCUGUUGGAAACUGAACAAAAACUAAUUUCUGGAGAGACAGACGACACAACUACAGUUCCAACAGGUGGAGCUACAACUUUGGUUACUUCAGAUGGUACUUACGCCACUCAGUCUGCCUUUAAUUCAGUCAGUAAAUCUUCAAAAGAAAAACGACCUCCUCUGAGGCAAUAUCUUAUGGAUGGUGAUUUUUUUAUAGGAGCGUCCUUGACUUCUACUCUAACCAAAUUAGCUUUAAGAUAUGGUCAAAUUGCCUCAGCUGCUGAUAGAAAUAGGUUUGAUGCUGAAGUCAUGCUUAUUAUGGCAGGUAUCAUACAUUUAGGCAAAUCAGGUUUACCGACAAAACCAAUAACCAACGAUGACAAAGACCACAUACUUUUUUGCUUGCGUGUCAUCUCAGACCGCACCGACCCAAUAAUACAAAUUUUCUCUACUCUGUGUCGAUCUGCUCUCAAUGACAUGUUGAUAGCGAAGGAAGCGGAAGAAGCCACGACUCAAAAAUCUAAAGAACAAUCCAGACACACUAUCCAAACAGAUGACGCUAUCAGUUUCCUUCAAUUAGAAGCGGACAAGAGCGGCGAACUUGGGGAAAAUGUAUUCGAAAUGUCUUUAUCACAAGCCUUGGUCGGAGGUAGAGGUGGCCAAACAGACUCCCUAAUCAGUUCCAAUAAAUUGAACAAGAUAACACAGUUGACUGGAUUUUCGGAUCCCGUAUAUUCAGAAGCUUACGUCCACGUUAAUCAAUACGAUAUAGUUCUUGAUGUUUUAAUAGUGAAUCAAACGAACGACACUCUUCAAAAUUGCACGCUGGAACUGGCGACGCUGGGCGAUUUGAAACUCGUAGAAAAACCUCAACCUGUCGUACUCGCGCCUAAAGAUUUUUGUAAUAUUAAGGCGAACGUUAAGGUAGCUUCCACAGAAAACGGCAUUAUAUUUGGUAAUAUUGUUUACGACGUCACCGGUGCCGCUUCAGAUAGAAAUGUAGUGGUUUUAAAUGACAUUCAUAUCGAUAUUAUGGAUUAUAUUGUUCCCGCGAGCUGUACAGAUACCGAGUUUAUGAGGAUGUGGGCAGAAUUUGAAUGGGAAAAUAAGGUCACUGUAAAUACACCUCUCACAGACCUCGCCGAUUACCUUGACCAUCUCUUGAAAAGUACAAACAUGAAAUGUCUGACUUCCGAAAAAGCCCUUAGCGGUCAAUGCGGAUUUAUGGCCGCCAAUAUGUAUGCCAAAUCUAUUUUCGGAGAAGACGCGCUUGCAAAUUUGAGCAUAGAAAAGCCUUUCAACAAACCAGAUGCACCAGUCGCAGGGCACAUCAGGAUUAGAGCUAAAAGUCAAGGAAUGGCUUUGAGUUUAGGUGAUAAAAUAAAUAUGACACAAAAAGGAACUCAGAGUAAAGUAGCUGCUGCAUGAAGUGCACGAGUUAGAGAUAUUUUUAAAGUCUUUUAGGUUAGGUAUAUAUAGUUUAUAAUAUUUUUAUCAAUUACCAAGCCUUAGUAUCCUGUAUUUUUAUUUAGUACCAGAUUAUCGGUUAUAUUAAAUUUAAUUAAAACAC